Molecule: messenger RNA, 1504 nt
Organism: Apis florea (little honeybee)
Lineage: Eukaryota; Metazoa; Arthropoda; Insecta; Hymenoptera; Apidae
Source: RefSeq, a predicted model, not a curated record
CGGAUCCUCCACUCGAUAUGGAUUUUUUGCUACUGUUUCUUCUAGCAUCAUCCGCGGUUCUCGUCCAAGGGUACGGGAAAAGCAGCGACCCGAACGACGAGCCGUUUCUACCGAUAUACCCGGUAUACCCUUACAGCCCUAAAUUAAUUAAAAGGGGGACGGAGAAGGAGGCCGUGGCGCAAUUAUCCGCGGAGUUAUACGCGCCGAAAGUCGACGCGAAGGACUCGUACAGCGCCAGCUACAGCGCCGAUCAUCCCCGAGAUUCUUACUACAACCCUAAUUACAACCCCUACUCAAAACUACUCCCCUCGUCGCCCGGUUACGCGUUCUACGGAUCUCUUCCAUACCAUCCCAACGAUCCUUACGCUUACAAUCCUUACUCGAUGCCCCCUCCCCCAUCGCCCUCUUACUCACCCCCUAUCCCCUACUCCUCCUCCUAUCCGAAUUAUUACUACCAAUCCCCCUAUUAUUAUCAUCCCAAUUACUACAACCAGCCUCUGUUCCCACCGCCACCCCUCCCCCCGCCUGUCGCCGAUUAUCAGACACCCGGCGACGCUGCUGGAUACUCCGAGUUGGAGGGCAGCGGAGAGAAGGAGAAGAAGCAGGGCGAGGGCAAGGAUCACCAUCACCAUCAGUUCGUCGACGGGGCGAAUUACAUAUCGGCGAGUUCGAAGGAUCUGGACGGGCAACCGACCACGUACAAGAAUCAGUUGGAACAAGCAACGGGGAACGCGCAGACGACGAUGAAAUAUUUUCCUAUCCCGUUGCCGAGAACCACGUACAGGGUGAUCAGCGUUGGCGGGCAACCGGUGGGCCCUGAUUACCCAUUGCCACCGUCCUACGUGAAAGCUCAGCAAUUGGACGAGAUCGCGAGGGGAAGCCACGAUUCAUGGGUGAAGGUGUUGGCGAAGAAUUUGAGGCCCGAGUACGAGGGGAAAAGUGUGGUCGCGGCGAAUAAUGAUAAUGAUAGUCAAAACGAGGAGGGGAAGGAGACGAGAUACGUGCCUGUUUCGAGCCCGAUCGCCAAGACUGGCCUCGCUUACGUGGUGAAUCCUAGCGUGCUUAGGCAAAAGGUGAACGCUGGGCAAAGGAACAUGGGUCAGAAGACCCGGUUGAAGAGCGUCAAGUAUCCGACCGUGUACGCAACGAUCGAGAAGCCUGACAAGGAUCAAGGUGAAUCGAACGAGUACGAGAAUUACGAGAGCUCGUCCUCGCAGGAUAAUCAGGAUUACGACAGCUCGCUGGCCGAGAAGCAGCAAAGUUACGACGAGGAACAGCCUUAUCAGAAUCAAAAUUACGUUACGCAAACCGCAACGCCUCGGUAUAGCGGUUAUCAGUAUACCAGUUACAGUCAACCGCAGACGAUCACUCAGAGACAAACGCAGCAGUACAAAAGUAAUCCAGAUAGCGUGAAUUUUGGCGCCAAGACGAAAAAGGCGUGAUGGAUUUUCGGAUAGAUGGAAAGGAAGUUUUGUACGAUGGGUACAAUUGUUAUUUCUGUUUU